AUGAAGAUUCGCCACCUCUGGACUGUCCGGAAGGUCAAGACAGACUUGUAUGCGGAGGUGCUCAGCAGCCUAGAGCCCUCGUGUGCUGUGCUGCUCACGUGGUGCUACCUCAUUGCCUACUUGGAUGCCCAAAAGCAGAGGGAUGUCAUCCACUCCUACAAGGCAAAGUUCCUGGAAGUUUUCAAGACUGCGGUGCUGUUGAGCAAGACUGCCGCACCGACUCAUGUUCUGGAGCAGUCACGCUGUCUUCUGAGGCAUGCGACCCACGAGGACUUCAAGGAGCAGCUGGUACCUGCCCUGCAGAAGGCCAUGCUGCGCAACCCUGAGAUCAUCAUGGAGAGUGUGGCGCAUGUGCUACAGGGAGUCACUCUGGAGCUCAGCCCUUACCUGGGUGAACUUGGAAAAAGCCUGAGCACUGGUGGCAAGGACGAGUCUGUCGCCAGGGGGCAGUGGUGGACUGGGAACCUGGCUCACCAGUGCGGUUCGCAGGAAGCCCUCGAGGCACUGAUCAAGCACCUCGUGGGGGUCCUCAACGGCUCCGAGGGGAAGCUGACCACGACCGAGCAGAGACUAAGCGUUUUGACCGCCAUUGGCGAGGUGAGCUGCCAUGUGGUGACUGGGGCCUCCCACAUUCAACGGCUGAGCGAGAUCGCUCUGCAGCACCUCCUGGCUGUCCUCAAGGCUGAGGUACAUGAAGGCACCUUGCUGCUGACACUCAAGAUGAUGUCCAAGUGGUGCUCACGAUUCACACAGGAACCACCCAGUUUUCUUGUCACCGGCUUCAAGGAGGGCAUGGAGCAGAAGACAGCUACAUCGGCUGUACGCUACGGAUACCUGCAGUGCAUGAUCUCGGCAUUUCACGGUAUGCCAGGCUGCAAGCAAGUGGAGCCAUUCUAGGUUUAGUACUGAAGGCUGUAGAACGAGCCUUGGCGCAGCCGUUGCAACCU
Molecule: messenger RNA, 947 nt
Organism: Rhipicephalus sanguineus (brown dog tick)
Lineage: Eukaryota; Metazoa; Arthropoda; Arachnida; Ixodida; Ixodidae
Product: eIF-2-alpha kinase activator GCN1-like
Exons: 10
Coding region: 1-897 (298 amino acids)
Biological process (GO): cellular response to amino acid starvation; regulation of translation
Cellular component (GO): cytosol
Molecular function (GO): protein kinase regulator activity
Source: RefSeq, a predicted model, not a curated record